Molecule: messenger RNA, 648 nt
Organism: Sphenostylis stenocarpa
Lineage: Eukaryota; Viridiplantae; Streptophyta; Magnoliopsida; Fabales; Fabaceae
Source: the annotation of a GenBank genome assembly
AUGGGAAGCAUGUUAAUGAUGUUGGGACUAUGCGUCCUUCUCUUGUGGCCAUUUCCAGUUGCAUUCUCUGAGCAGUGCCACCCACACGACAAGAAGGUGCUCCUCCAAUUCAAGAAGGAACUCAACAACCCUUAUUUCUUAGCCUCCUGGAACCCAAAGGAGGAUUGCUGCACCUGGUACUGCGUCGAGUGUGACGACACAACGAACCGCAUCUACAAGCUCUUUCUAGUGUCCUCUUUUCCAGACACCAAUCUCUCCGGCCAAAUACCACCCUCGGUUGGUGACCUCCCUUACCUCGAAGACCUCACCUUCCACAAGCUCCCCAACCUCGUCGGCCCAAUUCAGCCCACCAUCGCCAAACUCACCAAACUUAAAUAUCUCAUCAUCACCAACACUGGAAUCUCAGGACCAGUACCCGACUUCCUUGCACAGCUCAAGAACCUCGAGUUGAUCAAACUCUCUUUUAACAGCCUCUCCGGCACCAUUCCCACCUCACUUUCCCAGCUUCCUAAUCUCUCCUCCCUACAGUUGGACCGGAACAAACUCACGGGCCCGAUCCCGGCCUCUUUCGGAUCCUUCAAGAAGCCCGGGCCUGAUCUCAUCCUAACCAGCUUUCCGGGCCUACUCCUUCUUCCUUGGGCAACUUAG